This is a messenger RNA of Ictalurus punctatus (channel catfish), 1364 nucleotides long. RefSeq lists its product as uncharacterized. Gene Ontology annotation, biological process: lipoprotein metabolic process; lipid transport. Gene Ontology annotation, cellular component: membrane; extracellular region. The coding region runs from base 149 to 1093 and encodes 314 amino acids. The record is from RefSeq and is a predicted model, not a curated record. The transcript has 5 exons. Lineage: Eukaryota; Metazoa; Chordata; Actinopteri; Siluriformes; Ictaluridae. Gene Ontology annotation, molecular function: lipid binding.
UUCCAUCAGGUGUAAAGAACUGUUUCCAUUUUGAGGCUAGCAAUAUAUGGCUCUUUAUAAUUUAUCACAACACUCUCAGUUUGUUCCUGGCAUUCAGAUUUGAUGACGUCUAGCGUUGGUCAUUCGAUCCAGCAACAACAUUAUUAAAAUGUCAAAGCCCAUGGAUCUUAAUAAUGAGCGACCAGCAGACAAAUCCAUAAUCAACAGGAUUAUCAAAUCAGGUGGUCGACUCCUACCUGGCAUGGUGCCAUUCAACUCUGUUCCUGAUUCUGACCAACAGAGUGGAGGAGAAGAGCUCACUGUGCAGGAUGAUUAUGUAGACGACAUGGAAUGGUGGAUCUCAGAGGAACCCUGGAAGGAACUUGAACGUCCUAAUGCAGAGAAAAAUGAUGCAAAAACCUUCACACAGAAAGCUGAAAAUCUAAAAAGAGCUCUUUAUGUGUUUGAUCGCCUAAUGUAUGAGCGAGGAGCAAAUCUGCAGGAUCACAUUGUAGAACUACAGGAAGUGGCUAAUAAUAUUGACAAGGAGGUGAAGGCAGCAGGUGUUACCUGGGCAAAUGUAGGGGCACUAGGACUGGCAGCUUCUGUCGGAAGUGUCCUAUUUGCCUCACUGACCAGCAGGGCUUCUUUAGCAGUGGCUGCAGUUGGGGUUGGAGUUGUAGCAGUUGGAGUCUCAAUUACCAUUAUCAACAAAAUCCACACCAAUGUGGACAGGAAGAAGGUGGAAACAAUCCUCAAAGAACACUCUACUUAUCUAGAGGAAUUUGAGAGAUGUUUGAAGUUUAUAGGUAAAAAUGUAGAGUGCCUGAAGAAAUACGACUUGUCCACAUUAAAGGGGGAGAGGAUGACUAGAGUGGUACAGAGGGCUGGAGAAAAUGUAGGAGCAAUCGGCCCACUCAGUAAAUCCUCCGCUCUGAUCCAAGGCUUCGUGCUGGGCUUGGACAUCUACUACUGCAAAGGCGACUCUGAGCAGCUGAAGAACGGAACAGAAACCAAAUUUGCCAAACAAAUUCGUGUGCUGGCGAAACAGAUGCAGGCCAGCCUUGAAGAACUAAUGAAGUUCAAAACAGUGGUGGGAUCUGUGGACAUGUAGAGCAUGAUUUGUGUAUAUACUGAAGAUUUUGCUAUUAUGUAGUGUAUAUUUUAGAGAAGUUUAACCCAUUAAUGCUAUAAUCCCUAUAAUAAACAUUUUAUGUUAUCCAAUGAUAUAUUCAUUUACAGACGCAUAUACUGGCAAGUGGUCACAGAAACCCUGUAAUACAUAUCAUGAAGUAAAUUUUCAAUGCUUUGUGUUUCUUUAUAUGAUAGAGAAAGGAUACUAACAGAAUAACCAAUCAAAUUAAAAAAUGCUACUUAAAUUUUCA